Messenger RNA from Orycteropus afer afer, 3753 nucleotides. It is a transcript of the gene IGDCC4, whose product is annotated as immunoglobulin superfamily DCC subclass member 4. Gene Ontology annotation, cellular component: axon; plasma membrane. The coding region runs from base 1 to 3753 and encodes 1250 amino acids. Gene Ontology annotation, biological process: axon guidance; cell-cell adhesion. The record is from RefSeq and is a predicted model, not a curated record. NCBI's taxonomy places the organism in Eukaryota, Metazoa, Chordata, Mammalia, Tubulidentata, Orycteropodidae. The transcript has 20 exons. Gene Ontology annotation, molecular function: protein binding.
AUGGCGCAGGGGGACGCUGGCCCCGGCCGCGGACUCAUCGCGCUGACCUUCUGCCUGCUAGCCGCGCGCGGGGAGCUGACAUUGGCCCAGGAGACAACUGUGGAGCUGAGCUGUGGAGCAGGGCCGCUACAAGUGAUCCUGGGCCCAGGACAGGCUGUGGUGCUGGACUGUAAUCUGGGGACUGCCACUGCUGGACCCCCCACUAGUGUGACCUGGAGCAAGGAUGGGGCCUCCCUGCCUGAGCACCAGCCCCUGCACUUGCUGCCCAAUGGCUCCCUGUGGCUGUCCCAGUCACCAACACUUGAUGGAAGUGAUGAGGUGACCACUGGGGCCUCAGGCAUCAUUGAGGGCAGCUAUUCCUGCCUGGCCCAUGGCCCCCUUGGAGUGGUGGCCAGCCAGGCUGCUGUGGUCAAGCUUGCCACACUCGCAGGCUUCUCUCUGCACCCGGAGUCUCAGACAGUGGAAGAGAAUGGGACAGCUCGGUUUGAGUGCCACAUUGAAGGGCUGCCAGCACCAGUCAUUACUUGGGAGAAGGACCAGGUGACAGUGCCCAAGGAGCCUCGGCUCAUCACCCUUCCCAAUGGCGUCCUCCAGAUCCUGGAUGUUCAAGAGAGCGAUGCAGGCUCCUACCGCUGCGUGGCCACCAACUCAGCCCGCCAGCGCUUCAGCCAGGAGGCUGUACUCAGCGUGGCACGCAGAGGGUCUCUUGCGUCUACCAGGGAGCAGGACGUGGUAAUUGUGGCAGCCCCGGAGAACACCACAGUGGUGUCUGGUCAGAGUGUGGUGAUGGAAUGUGUGGCCUCGGCUGACCCCACCCCUUUUGUGUCCUGGGUCCGACAGGAUGGGAAGCCCAUUUCCACAGACGUCAUCGUCCUGGGCCGCACGAACCUACUAAUCUCCAGCGCGCAGCCCCGGCACUCUGGCGUCUAUGUCUGCCGCGCCAACAAGCCCCGAACCCGUGACUUCGCUACCGCAGCUGCAGAGCUCCGCGUGCUGGCGGCCCCCGCCAUCUCUCAGGCUCCGGAAGCGCUGUCCCGGACGCGGGCAAGCACAGCGCGCUUCGUUUGCCGCGCGUCUGGAGAGCCGCGGCCCGCGCUGCGCUGGCUGCACAACGGGGCGCCGCUGCGGCCCAACGGGCGCGUCAAGGUGCAGGGUGGCGGCGGCAGCUUGGUCAUCACACAGAUCGGCCUGCAGGACGCCGGCUACUACCAGUGUGUGGCCGAGAACGGCGUAGGGACGGCGUGCGCCGCAGCGCCCCUGGCUGUGGUGGUGCGUGAAGGGUUGCCCAGCGCGCCCACGCGUGUCACGGCCACGCCGCUGAGCAGCUCCGCGGUGUUAGUGGCCUGGGAGCGGCCUGAGCUGCACAGCGAGCAGAUAAUCGGCUUCUCCCUCCACUACCAGAAGGCACGGGGCAUGGACAAUGUGGAGUACCAGUUUGCAGUGAACAAUGACACCACAGAGCUACAAGUUCGAGACCUGGAGCCCAACACUGACUAUGAGUUCUAUGUGGUUGCCUACUCCCAGCUGGGGGCCAGCCGUACUUCAGCCCCAGUGCUGGUCCACACACUGGAUGACGUCCCCAGCACAGCACCCCAGCUCUCCCUGUCCAGUCCCAACCCCUCGGACAUCAGGGUGGCGUGGCUACCUCUGCCUCCUGGCUUGAGCAAUGGGCACGUGGUGAAGUACAAGAUAGAGUACGGUUUGGGAAAGGAAGAUCAGAUUUUCUCCACCGAGGUGCCAGGCAAUGAGACACAGCUUACGCUGAACUCACUUCAGCCCAAUAAGGUGUACCGAGUACGGAUCUCUGCUGGCACAGGUGCAGGCUAUGGAGCUCCCUCCCAGUGGACCCAGCACAGGAUGCCCAGCGUGCACAACCAGAGCCACGUCCCCUUCGCCCCUGCAGAGUUGAAGGUGCGGGCCAGGAUGGAGUCCCUGGUUGUGUCGUGGCAGCCGCCCCCUCACCCUGCCCAGAUCUCUGGCUACAAACUGUACUGGCGGGAGGUGGGGGCUGAAGAGGAGGCCAAUGGUGAGAGCCCCCCAGGGGGCCGUGGAGACCAGGCUUGGGAUGUAGGGCCUGUCCGGCUCAAGAAGAAAGUGAAGCAGUAUGAAUUGACCCAGCUAGUUCCUGGCCGCCUGUAUGAGGUGAAGCUUGUGGCAUUCAACAAACAUGAGGAUGGCUACGCAGCAGUGUGGAAGGGCAAGACAGAGAAGGCUCCUACCCCAGACCUGCCCAUCCAGAGGGGGCCACCCUUGCCACCUGCCCAUGUCCAUGCAGAAUCAAACAGCUCCACAUCCAUUUGGCUUCGGUGGAAAAAGCCGGACUUCACCACAGUCAAGAUUGUCAACUACACAGUGCGCUUCAGCCCCUGGGGACUCAGGAAUGCCUCCCUGGUCACUUAUUAUACCAGCUCUGGCGAAGACAUUCUCAUUGGCGGGCUAAAGCCAUUCACCAAAUAUGAGUUUGCAGUACAGUCUCAUGGUGUGGACAUGGAUGGGCCUUUUGGCUCUGUGGUGGAGCGCUCCACCCUGCCUGACCGGCCCUCAACACCCCCAUCUGACCUGCGCUUGAGCCCCCUGACACCAUCCACCGUCCGGCUGCACUGGUGCCCCCCGACAGAACCUAACGGCGAGAUCGUGGAGUACCUGAUCCUGUACAGCAACAACCACACCCAGCCGGAGCACCAGUGGACCCUGGUCACCACGGAGGGGAACAUCUUCAGUGCUGAGGUACAUGGCCUAGAAAGUGACACUCGGUACUUCUUCAAGAUGGGGGCUCGCACAGAGGUGGGACCUGGGCCUUUCUCUGGCCUGCAGGAUGUGAUCACUCUCCAGGAGAAGCUCUCAGACUCCUUGGACGUGCACUCGGUCACGGGCAUCAUCGUGGGUGUCUGCCUGGGCCUCCUCUGCCUCCUGGCCUGCAUGUGUGCUGGCCUGCGCCGCAGCCCCCACAGGGAAGCCCUCCCAGGUCUUUCCUCUACAACCACUGCUGGGAACACAGCACUGUAUUCCCGAGCCCGGCUUGGCCCCCCCAACGCCCCAGCUGCUCAUGAACUGGAGUCCCUCGUGCACCCUCGUCCUCAAGACUGGUCCCCACCACCCUCAGACAUCGAAGACAGGGCUGAAGUGCACAGCCUUAUGGGUGGCAGCGUUUCAGACUGCCGGAGUCACUCCAAGAGAAAGAUCUCCUGGGGUCAGCCUGGCGGGCCGAGCUGGGCAGGCCCCUGGGCAGGCUGUGAGCUACCUCAGGUGGGCCCCAUGCCCUCUCUGACCCGAGCCCUGCUUCCACCUGCUGGGACUGGGCAGACGCUGUUGCUGCAGGCUCUGGUGUAUGAUGCCAUAAAGGGCAAUGGGAGGAAGAAACCACCCCCAACCUGCAGGAAUCAGGUGGAGGCCGAAGUCAUUGUCCACUCUGACUUCCGUGCAUCCAAUGGGAACCCUGACCUCCAUCUCCAAGACUUGGAACCUGAGGUUGCCCUGCCUUCAGAGGCUCCUAGCCUCACCUCGGGUGUUGUAGAUCUACGGCAAGGGCCAGACUGGCUGAACCAGGAGCUGGGAGGGUGCGAGCAGGCAGCCGCUGGGUCAGACAGACUUACCUGCCUGCCAGAGGCAGACAGUGCUUCCUGCCUCUACCCAGACCUCCCAGCCAGCGAGGCUCUGGAGGAGGCCCCUGGGAAUGGCUACCAGCAAACGACCCCCUGCCCUCUAGCAGCCAGCCCAGCCCUGCCCAGAGUUCCAGUCUCCUCUUCUGCUUAG